AUGUUAAUUGAGAUUUAGAUGAAAUAGAAAUAAGAUUAGAACCAUAAUAUUGUGAGAAUCCUUGAAAAUUACAAAGAAAUAAAUAUAAGGACGGUAUUGAAAUAAAGACAUUUAUAAGGAGACUAAGACCAUUUGAAUGAAUAAUAAGAAUAUUAAUAUAAAGACAUGAUUUUAACAAGAAUUGAUUAAGAUAAUAAAUCAUAAGUAAAAAUUAGAAGGAAAGGAUUUAUGAAAUUAAAAGAUAUUUAAUAAGAGAAUCAUAAAAAAUCAAUUGUUGAACUAACUCAAAUGGAAAUAGAAGAUAUUCAAACUGAAUCUUAAUGCAAUAAUAUUAAACAUGAAUAUGUUAAUUAUUAUCAAUAAUUUUAUCAAAAUAUUUUGAAUUUUUUGAAGCAAAAUUAAUAUUAAAUAUAUAUGGCAAGUUGA
Messenger RNA from Paramecium sonneborni, 426 nucleotides. The record is from the annotation of a GenBank genome assembly. NCBI's taxonomy places the organism in Eukaryota, Ciliophora, Oligohymenophorea, Peniculida, Parameciidae.